AUGGGCAACUGGGAAUUUAGAGCCAAGGAGCAGGCUGAGCUUCAGUCAUUAUCUAUUCCUGGAACUUACCAAGAGAAGAUUACUCACCUAGGAAAUUCUUUGAUGAGUCUAACUGGUCUAAAAUCUUUAGAUCUCUCACGCAACUCCUUGGUUAGUCUAGAGGGCAUUCAGUAUCUGAUUGCAUUGGAAAGUCUCAAUCUCUACUACAACUGUAUUUCCUCGUUAACAGAAGUAUUUCGGCUCCACUCCUUAACUGAGCUCAUGGAUGUAGACUUCCGGCUAAACCCUGUUGUGAAGAACGAGUCUGAUUACCGCCUGUUUGUUGUGCACAUGCUCCCCAAGCUCCGACAGCUAGAUGACCGUCCUGUGAGGGAGAGCGAGCGGAAGGCUUCUCGGCUGCAUUUUGCUUCAGAGGAUUCACUCGACUCAGAGGAGAGCUUCCCGGCUGCUUUGAAAGUUGGAAGACCUAGCCACUCCAGAGCCGGGCACACUGAUGCCUCAGCGAAGUGCCUGGUCAUGGACGCGGACGACGAGGCGGUCCUGAACCUCAUUGCCGAGUGUGAGUGGGACUUAAGCAAUCCUCCUGGGAGCACAAGCUCCAGCCAGAAGGAUCACGAGGCCAACUUCCACAGUUCCCAAGAAUCCAGACAUCUGUUGAGUCCUCAGUCCAUGCAGCACCAGUGUGGGGACUCCAUAAAGAGGGGCCAUGAGAAAAGGAAAAGCAGCUCCAGGGGGUGCUGUCCAGAGAAGCAACUUCAGAACCAUUACUGUGGGGAGGAGCCUGAGGCCUACCACUCAUAUGGGCCCCACGCUUACUUCACCCCUCACCCAGACUCCAUGGAUAUUGAGGACUCGACAGCUUCUUCUUCUCCGAAGUCGAGUUUGUCAACACAAAAAACAUUAAAUCCUUUGCCUGUUCCUGAAAAGUACAGGAAGCAGAGGGUUCCAGGUGGAAGAUUCCAGGCACCUUCGGACCAGGAAUGUCUGAGCUGCUUAGAGAGGACGAAUGGGCCCUCCAGCCCUGAGGAGAGUCUGAGCAGACAGAGUGUCUCAGAAGGCAGGAGUGAGAGGACCUUUUCUCGCUCUGAGACAUCUGCUGCUGAAGAACAGAGGUCUCACAGCAUGAACAGCACCAGAGAGCUAUCUCCCAAAUCACACUCUGCAGCCCUGCCUGGGAAGAAGGCCGCCCAGGAGGUGGUGCUCCUGGAGGCACUGCUGGACCUGGUGGACAGGUACUGGAGUGGUUGCAAGUCCCUGCAUGACAACGAUGUGUUCCUCGCUCAAGCAAGACACAUUUUGUCAUCUAUUCAAGAAUUUACAGCAACUCAGGACAGUUCAGCAACUGUGAACGAAGAAAUGAGGUGCCUGACUCUUGAAAAUAAGUCUUUGCAAAGUCACCUGGCUGAGCAACAGCAGCAGUAUACCAUGAAGCUGAGCGAGGUGAUGUCAGAACUCAGCGCCACACGGAAGGACGUGGAUGACUUGAGACACCAUUUAGACAAGUCUUUGGAGGAGAAUAGUAGCUUGAAAUCCCUUUUAUUCAGCAUGGAAAAAGAAGUAAAAAAUGCAGAUACUUCAGCUACGCUGAAUUUGCAGAUCUCUGGACUUCAAACAAGUGUGAAGAGGCUGUCUGGAGAGAUUGUGGAGUUAAAACAGCACCUGGAACACUACGACAAGAUCCAAGACCUCACCCAGAUGCUGCAGGAGAGCCACAGCUCCCUGGUCAGCACCAAUGAGCACCUCCUGCAGGAGCUGAGCCAAGCACGGGCACUGCACAGGGCUGAGGUGGAGCAGAUGCACUGGAGCUACCGGGAGCUCAAGAAGACUGUGGCCCUGUUUCCGCACUGCAGCACCAGCUGCGGUGGCCCUCAGGCCUGUUGACUCCUGCCAAGAAGCCAUUUGCACCUUUGUGUUUCUUUAUCUGUGUAUCUGCUGGUACCAUCAGCACUGUCCUCCCUGACAGAACCUGUGCCUGUCUCCUGGGUGUCUUCCCCUGACAGAACCUAUGCUUAUCUCCUGGGUGUCAACUCCUGACAGAACCUGUGCCUGUCUCCUGGGUGCCCCUGUCUCCCGGGGGCCCUGCCCCAACAGAAUGUGUCUCGUGUCCUGGGUUGCAUGCUGUGCAGUUUCUUUUAUUCACAGAUAGACAAUUUAAUUUCUAUUUAACCACUGUUAGUAGAAGCUAACUGGCAUGGAAUAAAAACAUGCAACAAAGACAAACUCA
Messenger RNA from Galeopterus variegatus (Sunda flying lemur), 2224 nucleotides. It is a transcript of the gene CEP72, whose product is annotated as centrosomal protein 72kDa. Gene Ontology annotation, molecular function: protein binding. Gene Ontology annotation, biological process: regulation of protein localization to centrosome; centriole replication; spindle organization. NCBI's taxonomy places the organism in Eukaryota, Metazoa, Chordata, Mammalia, Dermoptera, Cynocephalidae. Gene Ontology annotation, cellular component: centriolar satellite. The record is from RefSeq and is a predicted model, not a curated record. The coding region runs from base 1 to 1881 and encodes 626 amino acids. The transcript is spliced from 13 exons.